Molecule: messenger RNA, 792 nt
Organism: Ylistrum balloti
Lineage: Eukaryota; Metazoa; Mollusca; Bivalvia; Pectinida; Pectinidae
Exons: 1
Coding region: 1-792 (263 amino acids)
Source: RefSeq, a predicted model, not a curated record
AUGAUUUAUAGUAAAACCAACACAUCAAACAUUACUAUAGCUCAGGACUGUUACCUAGCCUGUAAGGACACCAGGGACCGUUACCUAGCCUGUAAGGACACCAGGGACCGUUACCUAGCCUGUAAGGACACCAGGGACCGUUACCUAGCCUCUAAGGACACCAGGGAUCGUUACCUAGCCUCUAAGGACACCAGGGACCGUUACCUAGCCUCUAAGGACACCAGGGACUGUUAUCUAUCCUCUAUGGACACCAGGGACUGUUACCUAGCCUCUAAGGACACCAGGGACUGUUACCUAGCCUCUAAGGACACCAGGGACUGUUAUCUAUCCUCUAAGGACACCAGGGACUGUUACCUAGCCUCAAAGGACACCAGGGACUGUUACCCAGCCUCUAAGGACGCCAGGGACUGUUACCCAGCCUCUAAGGACACCAGGGACUGUUACCUAGCCUCUAGGGAUGCCAGGAACUGUUAUCUAGCCUCUAAGGACACCAGGGACUGUUACCUAGCCUCUAGGGACACCAGGGACUGUUACCUAGCCUCAAGGGACACCAGGGACUGUUAUCUAUCCUCUAGGGACGCCAGGGACUGUUACCUAGCCUCUAAGGACGCCAGGGACUGUUACCUAGCCUCUAAGGACGCCAGGGACUGUUACCUAUCCUCUAAGGACGCCAGGGACUGUUACCUAUCCUCUAAGGACGCCAGGGACUGUUACCUAGCUUCUAAGGACACCAGGGACUGUUACCUAGCCUCGAAGGACACCAGGGACCAUCACAUGAAAAUGAUAGAUUGA